This is a messenger RNA of Penicillium lagena, 1308 nucleotides long. RefSeq lists its product as uncharacterized. The record is from RefSeq and is a predicted model, not a curated record. Bases 1 to 1308 code for a protein of 435 amino acids. NCBI's taxonomy places the organism in Eukaryota, Fungi, Ascomycota, Eurotiomycetes, Eurotiales, Aspergillaceae. The transcript has a single exon.
AUGCGCUACUCCUGGAUCGAUGGCCUUCUCUUCUUGGCCGCCUCUCCCUUGACGGCCCUCGCCGUCCCUAUCGCUCCCAGCUUUAUGCCCGGAGAGACCUAUCCCCACAACGGAGUCGGGGUUGGGGGUGUUGGGGCUGCGAGACCCGGGUUCGGCACUCCUGGCGUGGGCGUUCCGGGUGUGGGCGCUGGCGCAGGUCUCGGCGCUGGUCUGGGCGCAGGCGUCGGAGCAGGCGUCGGGGCUGGAGUUGGUGCAGGAGUUGGUGCUGGCCUCGGCGCCGGCGCCCUCAACGCAGGCAACGUGCACCUGCGCCGGAACUGGCGCGGAGGAUUCCGCCGCCCGAACUGGGAACACCGCACUCUGAACGCGCUGACGCAUCCUCAUAUCAAUCUGGCGCGCAACUAUGACGGCUACCGCGACGGCGAGGAACGCUACAUUGACAACGAAGUGAUCCACGUACCUACUCCCUCGGUCACUCUUGAGCGCAAGUGGUACCGCGGCAAUGAGUACAACCCCAACAACGACAAUGACUACGGUGUUGUUGAGGAGGGCGAGCUCGACCUGCCUACGACCGUGCAUCUGGACCGCAAGUGGUACCGAGAGGGCGAGCCCGGCUACAAUAAUGGCUACGGCGAGGAAGGCUACAAUGGCGAGGAGGAGAUCGAUAUUCCCUCGGUGACUCUGGAGCGCAAGUGGUACAACAAUGGUGAGCAAUAUGGCGAGAACAACUGGAACGAGGGUUACAACAAUGGCUACAACAACGAGGGCUACAACAACAACGAGUGGAACAACGAGUGGAACAACGGCGAAACCACUCUUGAGGUGCCCACUCCGUCGGCGGUCGUGCUGAAGCGCAACUGGAUCCAGCACACCAACGCAUGGUGGAACUCUGACCGCGGCUGCAACGGCAACAACUGGAACUGUGAUAACGAGUGGAACGGAAACUACAACAAUGGUCAGUGGAACAAUGGCUACCGCGGCGUGCGUCCUAUCCCCUCAUCGGUCGUGAUUGCUCGCAACUGGAACGGCAACGGCAACUACAACAACGGCCAGUGGAACAACGGCCAGUACAACAACGGUCAGUACAACAACGGUCAGUGGAAUAACGGCUACAACAACGGCCAGUGGAACAACGGCUAUAACAACGGCCAGUGGAACAACGGCUACAACAACGGCCAGUUGAACGGCUAUAACAACGGGUACAACAAUGGUCAGUGGAACAGCGCGGCCUACCCCUCGGCCACUCCUGGUAUCCAGAUCGGCACAAACUAUGUACGGGAUGCUGCUACUGAUGUCACUGAAGAGUAA